CAAGAUCCUGGAGGAAGAAAAGGUGUAGUGUUUGGCUGCUGCUGACUUGGCAAGGCUGGCCUCUACAGAACAGGUUAUACCCAAGGGGGCCCAUUUGUCUAAAGUGGAAAGAUAAGACCAGAGGCAAGAUCUCCAUGUAGCAGGAGAAUGGAUUUGGGAACUACUGACCUGCUGGACGUGUGGCUGGAGCCUCCAGAAGAUGUGUUCUCAACAGGAUCCUUACAGGAGCUGGGGUUCCACUGUCCAGUGCUGGAAGCCCCAGCAACUAGGCUCCAAGAGCAGGGGCUGCAAGCUUGGGAAUCCAGUGGGGACCACGGUUUUGGCAUUCAAGAAAGUGAGUCUGAAGAUUUCCUGAAGCUUCUCAUCGAUCCCAAUGAAGUGUACUGCACGAAAAAAUCCCCGGGUAGUGACAGCGGCGUCUUGGAAGAUCCUAGCCAUCCAGAGAGCCCACCUGCCCCCAUAGCACCUGCUUCCCCUGCCCUUUAUGAGGUUGUUUAUGAAGCAGGGACUCUGGAGAGGCUGCAGGGAGAAGCUAGGCCAGCUGUAGGAUUCAUCUCCAUUCAGCUAGAUCAGUGGAGCCCAGCAUUUAUGGUGCCUGAUGCCUGCAUGGUCAGCGAGAUCCCCCUUGACGCUCAUGCCCACAUCCUGCCCAGAGCAGGCGCUGUCGCCACAGUUCCUCCUACAGCUCUGGUUCCCUAUCAAACCCUGUUCCUGACAGAUGAGGAGAAGCGUCUGCUGGGGCAGGAAGGAGUUUCCCUGCCUUCUCAUCUGCCCCUCACCAAGGCAGAGGAGAAAGUCCUUAAGAAGGUCAGGAGGAAAAUCCGCAAUAAGCAGUCGGCUCAGGACAGUCGGCGACGGAAGAAAGAGUACAUCGAUGGACUGGAGGGCAGGUCUGUUUGGACUCACAUUUGUCCUCCUGGGGAUCAUGUCUCAGUCCCCUUCUUCACUAAGGCACAUAUGUGUGGGGGUCUCACACGACUGCAAGCCUUGUCCUACUUGUUCAUACUCCCCAGGGUGGCUGCCUGCUCUGCACAGAACCAGGAACUACAGAAAAAAGUCCAGGAGCUGGAGAGGCACAACAUCUCCCUGGUGACUCAGCUACGCCAACUGCAACUGCUUAUUGCUCAGACUUCCAACAAAGCUGCCCAGACCAGCACUUGUGUUCUGAUCCUUCUUUUUUCCCUGGCUCUCAUCAUCCUCCCCAAUUUCAGUCCCUUUCAGGGGCUACCAGAAGCUGGGCCUGAGGACUACCAGCCUCACGGAGUGAUUUCCAGAAAUAUCCUGACUCACAAGGACAUGACAGAGAAUCUCGAUGUUCCGAGUGAGAAAUCACUUGGGCCCAAGAGUGCCAAUGGCUCAACAAGGACACUUUCUGAGAUGGGAGGGGAGACAAGUCCUAGUGGGCAUGUCAGAAGUGUGCAGCAUGCUGAUGAGAUGUGAGCUGGAAACCUUCCUGGCCCAAUUCCCAAUAAGGAAUUUAAGCUCAUGAAGAGCCCAGAGCUCAACAGUAGUUCUGCCCCACUCACCCUCACCCUCCUUCAAUUACCAGCCUGGGUCUAUAGCCUGUGAAGACUGAAUCAUUUCAGGGCACACCAAGCUGUCACUUGAGGCCCAUUCUGCUUAUGUGAAGGGUACCUCAAAAUUUUGGUUAUGUGUUAUCUGUGAUUUUAUUUGGGGGUAUAAGUUUUAGCUGAGAAAUAAACUUUCUUCUUGAAAUUA
Molecule: messenger RNA, 1719 nt
Organism: Erinaceus europaeus (western European hedgehog)
Lineage: Eukaryota; Metazoa; Chordata; Mammalia; Eulipotyphla; Erinaceidae
Gene: CREB3L4
Product: cAMP responsive element binding protein 3 like 4
Exons: 9
Coding region: 148-1440 (430 amino acids)
Biological process (GO): regulation of transcription by RNA polymerase II
Cellular component (GO): nucleus
Molecular function (GO): RNA polymerase II cis-regulatory region sequence-specific DNA binding; DNA-binding transcription factor activity, RNA polymerase II-specific
Source: RefSeq, a predicted model, not a curated record